Dictyostelium purpureum is the source of this 2427-nucleotide messenger RNA. RefSeq lists its product as uncharacterized. Gene Ontology annotation, biological process: ribosome biogenesis; maturation of LSU-rRNA from tricistronic rRNA transcript (SSU-rRNA, 5.8S rRNA, LSU-rRNA). NCBI's taxonomy places the organism in Eukaryota, Evosea, Eumycetozoa, Dictyosteliales, Dictyosteliaceae. The transcript has 2 exons. The coding region runs from base 1 to 2427 and encodes 808 amino acids. Gene Ontology annotation, cellular component: preribosome, large subunit precursor; PeBoW complex. The record is from RefSeq and is a predicted model, not a curated record. Gene Ontology annotation, molecular function: ribonucleoprotein complex binding; protein binding.
AUGAAUAAAGGAAAUAAACAAACUAUUACAAAUAAACCAAAAGUAGCAACACCACCAGUUGCUACCAACAAGAAAACAGAAAAACCAGUUGUUCCAGUUAAAAAUAACAUCCCAACUAAACCUGUAUUAAAUAAUAAAAACAACACAGCUGUAAAUAAAAAAGAAAAUGAAAAACCAGUUUUAGGCAAAAAGAGAAAAGAUGUUGAAGAAGAAGAAGAGGAAGAAGAUGAAGAAGAAUUAAGCUUUGGAAAUAUUAAUGAAGAUGGUUUUAGCGAUGAAGAUGAAGAAGGUGAUGACGAAGAAGAAGAAGGUGAUGAUGACGAAGAAGAAGAGGAAGACGAAGAAGAGGUUGCAACUUUUGAGGAAGAUACUGGUAUUAACAGAGCUUUAUUAGAAAAUGAAGAUUCAUUAGUUGAAUACAAUUCAGAUGAUGGAGAAGAGGAAAGUAUUAACAGUGGUAAUAUUUCAUCAUCAGCCGCAACAUCAGGUGCUGAAGAAGACGGUAAAAGAUGGUCAAGUGAUCCAAAUCAAUUUUAUGAUAGUGAAGAUUCAUCAGAAGAUGAGACAAUUGUCAAUAGAAUUGGUAAUAUCCCAAUUGAAUGGUAUGACGACUUUGAUCAUAUUGGUUACGAUGUAGAUGGAAAUAAAAUUAUGAGAAGUGAAUCAACUAAAGAUUCAAUCGAUAGAUUUUUGGAUCAACAAGAUCCAAACUUUUGGAGAACAGUUUAUGAUAAGGUUAAUGAUAAGAAGGUUGUACUCAGUGAUGAAGAUAUGCAAUUAUUAAAGAAUAUUCAAAAUAGAAAUUUCAUUCCUGGUUUCAACCCAUAUGAAGAUUGGUAUGAUCCAGGACCAAACCCAGACAGUAUUCAUCCACUUCACAAUGCACCAGUUCCAAAACGUUCAUUCCUUCCAUUUGGUACAGAUGAAGAAAGAGAAAUCCGUCGUCUUACUCAUGCUAUUCGUAUGGGAUGGAUUAAAAUCAGUCACAAAAAGAAAGAAAAGAAGAACAAUUUCGAUUUAUGGGGUGAUGGUACUAAUAGUGAAGAAAAGCAAAAAGGUAUUAAACGUAUUCCAGCACCAAAACAAAGAUUACCAGGUAAUGUUGAAUCAUUUAAUCCACCAGAAGAGUAUCUUUUAACAGAUGAUGAAGUUAAAGCUUGGCAUUUAAUGGACCCAAGAGAGCGUCCACACAAUUUUAUACCACAAAAAUACAAAAGUCUUCGUCAAUUACCAAUCUACAACAAAUUAAUUAAAGAACGUUUCGAACGUUGUCUCGAUCUUUAUUUAUGUCCACGUAAAUUAAAGACUAGAGAAUUCAUCAAAGAUGAAACUAAAUUCCUUCCAAAGCUUCCAAAACCACAAGACUUACGUCCAUUCCCAUCACACGAAGAACUCCAAUUCCUUGGUCACAGCGCUCGUGUUAGAUCAAUUUCAAUUAGUCCAAACGGUCAAUGGUUAGCUUCAGGUUCAGAUGAUUGUACAAUUAAAAUUUGGGAAAUCUCAAGCACUCGUUGUGUAUAUUCACUUAAAGUUGAAAACGAAAUUCAAAGCGUUGCAUGGAAUCCAAAUCCAUUAUAUAACAUCCUCGCCGCAAGUUACAGCAAUAAAAUCAUUAUUAUUACACCACCAAUUUAUGGCCCAGAACAAAAUCAAGAAACUGAAAAAAUCAUUACCAAACCAAACACCGAAUCAACAAGCGAAGAACAACAAAAUAAAUCAGUUAAUUGGUAUAAUGUCACUGACAGUACUUUGAAAGAAAGAGGCGUUCGUAUUGAAAUUCACCACCCAUUCACUGUUAAAAAUCUUACAUGGCAUUAUAAAGGUGAUUACUUUAGCAGCACUUCACCAGAAGAAGGUACUCGUUCAGUUAAAAUUCAUCACCUCAGUAAAAGAGCCACCCAAACUCCAUUCAGAAGAUCCAAAACACCAAACCAAGUCACACGUUUCCAUCCAUCCAAACCAAUUUUCUUUGUUGCCGAUCAAAAUAUUAUUCGUGUUUAUGAUUUAAUGAAGCAAGAAUUAAUAAAGAAAUUAAUCACUGGUUGUAGAUAUAUUUCAUCCAUUGAUAUUCAUCCAGGUGGUGAUAAUGUUAUUAUGGGUGGUUACGAUAAGAGAGUUUCUUGGUUCGAUUUAGAUCUCUCUACUCGUCCAUAUAAAGUUUUAAAUUACCAUAAAAUGGCUGUACGUAAAGUUAUCUACCAUCCAACCCUUCCAAUCUUUGCCUCUUGCUCCGAUGAUCUUUCAAUUCAUGUUUUCCACGGUAUGGUUUAUGACGAUUUACUUCAAAAUGCUUUAAUUGUACCACUUAAAAUUCUUAAAACUCAUCAAUCUGUAAAUGAUCUUGGUGUUUUAGAUAUAGCUUUCCAUCCAAAACAACCUUGGAUUUUUAGUUCAGGUGCUGAUUCAACCAUCAGAUUAUAUACCUAA